ACGUCAAAACAAUAUUAUUCAACACUAUUCAAAAUAAUAAUUGACCUGCAAAAAGAUAAAAAAGAAGUGUUUUUCCUACCAAAAUGAAUCGCAAUUCCGAAUUAAUCGCGAUAACACAAAAAUAAUCUUAAUUCAUAGGGUUAAUGAAAUUAUGGAAGAUCGACUUAGCGUAAAAUCUAACGAGUCAAUAGCAACCAGCGACGAAUUUGACUUCGUAUCAGAUAAACCGGGAGCAAGUAAAACGCCAACCUUGAAUAUCAUCGGCGGAGGAUUCACAGAACUCGAAAUUACAAUGAGUGAGGUUUUACGGGAAUCGGAGGGUUUUCAAAAUGAAGUUAUUGAGGGGAUAGAACCGAGAAAAGUUGGCCAAUCGAGAUUUUAUAGUCCAGUUGAACCUGGAACUGAUCCGUUAAGUGCUCCCACAGAAAUUUCACCGACAGAGAAAAAGGAUGAUAUGAAACCAGAUUAUAGUGAUGAAGAAGUGUCCGAUGUUGAUCAAGAUUGCACAAUAUUUAGCGGUGUCACAUAUUUAGGAGCCGCAGCAAUAAACGCUCCCAAAUCGGAAACAGAAAUCCAAAGAAAUAUGGUUGUUUUAAACGAACAAACCACCGAUCAAGGUAUUAAAGUCUCCGUUUCCGUUCCCUCCUCAUCUCAAGGAUUCGUUGUAUUAUAUGAUGCGAUAACAAAUUCUGUUAUUUCCCGUUUUGAAAUCCAAAGAAUCUUAUUUUACGCUCGCGGAAUCGCCGAGAGUAAAGAGGCGAGUUGUUUUGCUUUUACGUGGUCGCACGGCGAUACCCAGGAAUCUGCUAUAUUCCAAUGUCACGUGUUUCGGUGUGAUAUCGCCGAGGCGGUCAGUCGAGUUUCCGCUUGUUUCGCCAAAGCAUUUCAAAGAGUCCCUCGUUCAAUGAGUAGUUCAGUUGCUUCCGCUGCUGAUAUGUCCGCAUCAAUAACAACUAUUUCCGAGGCGAGAACCCUGGUUUAUGUGUUUGAAGUAAAUUUAGAAAUUAAAGAAGAUGAAGGAAAAGGAGCUUUUUCAACGGUAGCGAAAGAUAGAAGUGGUUUUAAGUUAAGAAGUAACCUAGAAAAACAAUUAUGUUUAACAAUAAAACACGUUUCCGAUAAUGGACCUCAAUUGUAUAUCGAAAGGUGUUUUGGGGUUUUAGUGGCCGCCGGGAGACACGUUCGACACUCCGAUAUGCAAUUAUUGGAAAUGGUACAAAUGGGAAAUUCGAAUCAAAGCGGCAACGAUCGGCAGUGCACGAUGAUCUCGGCUUUAUGGGAUCCAACCGAAGAGGCUUUCGAGCCCUUAAAUACCGAGACGAAAUCGAAUCAGACAAAAGAACUGAAACAAUACAUGACGGUGGCUGUCGAUUUGGUGAUAAGGGGGAUUCAAGAACCGGUUCGUUUUCAAAUCGAAACGCCGAUUAGAGUUUAUACGCAAUCGGAACGGUUUUGGUAUUUUCAAAAAAAAUCUCUGGUUCAACAGUUUUUUUUAAAUUUAAAAGAGGUUAUGAACGCGGAUCAAACUGAUGUUUAUUACGAGGUGUUAAGCAUGGAAACGUCCGGCGAAUUGGAUAGAAAUCGAUUAAAUUUAACGCUGAAUCUAUCUAGCUUGAUACAAUCGCCCAGUAUCACUUCUAUUGAUACCAUUACACCCAAAGAUGAACAUUUAUCAGAUGGUGACGAACCAUUGUUAAGCGGUACAGGUCAAGUUUCAAAAGACUGCGCAGAAGAUGUUUUAGAAAAUUGGGCGGACGUCCUUCAAAAAUGGAAAACGACCGAUCAACGCCCGAAGCAACUCUCCGCGCUCGUAAAACUAGGUAUUCCGGAGGCUCUAAGAGGUGAAGUUUGGCAACGAUUAGCAGGCAGCGACGACCAACUCCUCGAAACAUAUCGUAUCCUAAUGACGAAAGAAUCUAGUUGCGAAAAUGUCAUCGAACGCGAUAUCGCCCGAACAUUUCCCGCUCACGAUUUCUUUAAAGAAGCUGGAGGACAGGAAUCUCUCUAUAAAGUCAGUAAAGCGUAUGCUGUUUAUGAUGCUGAAGUGGGUUAUUGCCAGGGAUUAAGUUUUUUAGCCGCCACCUUAUUAUUACAUAUGCCUGAAGAGCAAGCAUUUUCCGUUUUGGUAAAACUAAUGUAUGAUUAUAGUUUAAGGGAUUUAUAUAAAGACGGAUUUGAUAAUUUAUAUUUGCGUCUCUAUCAAUUAAAUAAAUUGAUGGAGGAACAACUGGGGCCGUUAUGGCAACAUUUUACUGCUCAUCACGUUGAAACCCAUAUGUUUGCUUCCCAAUGGUUUUUAACACUUUUUACUGCUCGAUUUCCUUUAUAUUUCGUUUUCCAUAUCAUCGACGUUUUUCUUCUUCAAGGAAUCGAUACUUUAUUUCAAGUUGCUUUAGCUUUAUUAUCGAUGUGUAUGAAAGAUCUUCUCCAGUUAGAUUUCGAAGGUAUCCUAAAAUAUUUCCGAGUAAGUUUACCAAAAAAAUGUCGUUCCGAAGAGAUCGCCAAACAGAUAAUGAAAAAAGCGUGCGGAAUCAAAGUGAAAAAACUGAAAAAAUACGAAACGGAUUUUAUCGCAUUAAAGGACAGCUGGGACAUUAUCAAUUUGGAUACAGAGGCUGCGGACAAAGAGGAAUCAGAGGCGUCCGAGGUGGCCAAGUUGCACGCCGCUUUGCAACGGAGCGAUGAGGAGAAACGCUUGAUGUUGGACGAAAUCGCUCAAUUGAAGGAGAUUCUUAAACGGGAGGUGACCCAAGCGGAGAAUGAAAAAAUCACCAAUCAAAGUGUUCUAAACGAAUGCAAAGGCGUUAAACAACGAUUAGCCAAUCAAUUGGCACUUACGACGAGUAAACUUGAAUUAAUCACAAACAAAAUCUGUGACAACUGCAAAAAAAUCCUCGAAACCGAAUUAAAAGAAUCUGAAAACGACGAAGAAGAACCAAUCACAUCAGAGCGCGUUCGCGAAUUAGAACUCGAAUUAGCCCAAGUAAAACUAGCAAAAGUAGAGGCCGAAUGUAAAAACCAAGAUCUCACCCACAAGUUGCGUUCGACCGAGGUAGAAUUGAGCACCGCGAAGAACUCGUGGCCUCCGUGGUUGAGCAAAACGUUGACGUCGAUCAAAGAGGUUGCUAAUAAAAAGGAUUUUACGACUCACUUCACUUAUCCAGGACACGUACCCACAUCAACGCCGUCUUUCGUUUCGCACAUCAAUUCGUUACGUAGAGAUUCAGCGCCGAUUUUAAAAGAUUCGCAGAGUUGUAGUAGUUUAAAACAACCAAAUUAACUCGAUUCAUUUUUGAUUCUCAAUCUAAUACUUUAAUUAAUUAUAUUUAAAGAAAAAGUUUAUUUUAUUGACUCGAUUUUUGAUUUCUAAGUAGGGUUAAAAAUUUGACGUUUUUGAAAUGUCAAUAAGAAUGAUAUUUUAUUUGCCA
This is a messenger RNA of Onthophagus taurus, 3428 nucleotides long. It is a transcript of the gene GAPcenA, whose product is annotated as GTPase activating protein and centrosome-associated. NCBI's taxonomy places the organism in Eukaryota, Metazoa, Arthropoda, Insecta, Coleoptera, Scarabaeidae. Gene Ontology annotation, molecular function: GTPase activator activity; small GTPase binding. The record is from RefSeq and is a predicted model, not a curated record. Gene Ontology annotation, biological process: regulation of GTPase activity.